Messenger RNA from Brachypodium distachyon (stiff brome), 734 nucleotides. RefSeq names its product protein SAMBA. Lineage: Eukaryota; Viridiplantae; Streptophyta; Magnoliopsida; Poales; Poaceae. The transcript has 3 exons. Gene Ontology annotation, biological process: negative regulation of organ growth. Bases 58 to 366 code for a protein of 102 amino acids. Gene Ontology annotation, molecular function: anaphase-promoting complex binding. The record is from RefSeq and is a predicted model, not a curated record.
CCAUACAUUACAUUGACCACGGAGGACACGGUGCGUUUGAAACAAGGCGGACCUCCGAUGAGUUCUCCGGCGAGGUCGACCGUGUCGGCCGCGAGCGCGGGAGGCGGGACCGCGACCACCGCUGCCGACGACGUCGCCGAUUCCAUCGAUGCGCUCUACCGCAAGGAUGAGGCCAUGGCCGAGCUCAGGUCGGAGGUAAUAGAGGCGCUGCGCAAGGAGGUCAAGUCGCUCGACGACGACAGCUGGAUGUUCGCCGCGCCGCGAACCCGCAUCAACCUCGUCUCCAGACCAGGUGCUUACCUGCCCAAACAACAGGGGAAAAUUGUGGAGCUGGAUCAAGCAUCCAAGAAGACAAGGAACUGCUAGGGAUUACAGGCUGUGAUGUGAUUUUUCGAGGACUCCAUCGUGAUUUAUAUCUGGAUUUCUAGCCAGUCUCUGCUUACAUGGGCUGUGAUGUGAUUUCAGUCACUUGUAGCUGCAUCCUGCUUAAUCUUUUUCGAUUACAUGCUAGGAUGUUUAAGUGGCCCAAGUAUGAUGGUGUUGUUCAUGACUUGUUCCUUUUCCACCAAAUCCUUGCAAAUCUAUCAAUUAGUUUUUUCAUACAUUUCGAGAUAAAAUAUAUCUCUUUUGUAGGUGUAGAUAUAAAAAAUAUGAGUUAAGAACACAUACACUUUUCACUAUCUUUGGUAUUGAGAGUCUUGACCAGCAAUACAUCAUAUAGAUUAACAGUGGCA